This is a messenger RNA of Aureobasidium vineae, 858 nucleotides long. Lineage: Eukaryota; Fungi; Ascomycota; Dothideomycetes; Dothideales; Saccotheciaceae. The record is from the annotation of a GenBank genome assembly.
AUGGCGUCGCUUACCAGGCGCCAAAUAUCGGUCAUCUUGAGCGUCCUUACCUCGACGCUCUCAUUGCCGAUUCCCUCAUCUCUCACGACCCUCGCACUCGCACUCCCACCUUUCGCAGGCCUGUGCAUGGAGACCAGUACUGCACUUGCAACGUCGCUGGCUCAACACCCGAAACUUCGACACCGUCACGCACGCAACUUUCCUGCCGUUCUCCUGCCCUCUACCCUGACCAUCCUUGGCUUGCUGGUCUACAUCACUGUAGUCGCAACACUCAGCGGUACACACAUCUCGCCUGUUGGAGGUCUGGGCUGUACUUUGAGGGAAAAAUGGCAGAGCAUGUUCCACGAAAAGAAUGCCAGCAAGAUCAAAAGAAUUCAGGAGGCAUUCGAUUGUUGCGGCUUCAGGAGUGUGAGAGAUAUGCCAUACCCAUUUCCUGGCCACGGAAUUACGGUCGACACGUGUUCGCAGCGUUUCGACCGCCAGAUUGGCUGCGAGGCUGCGUGGAGAGACAAGGAGAGGACUGUGGCUGGUCUUAUGAUUGGCGUUGCAGUAGGCGUUUUUGUCUGGGUGGCCAUCAUCAUUGUCACGCCGGCGUUGCAUCCUACAUGGGCUCACGAGAGCAUGCGCCUCCCUCAUCGCGUCCUGGAAGAGGAGUCUGAUGCAGCCAGCAGAGUCAUCGAAUAUCCCGCUCAGCGCUACACAGACGAUCCUGAAGACGCUGAUACAGAUGCACGCCGCGAGAUUGCUGGUUUGAACAAUGACUCCAGACUUGCAUUGCAGGUGGAAGGCUCGAGAGACCAUCCUAGUAAACUGCUGGCAGAUCAGGGUGUGUGGAGAGGCGAGGACGGCAGAACUUGA